Molecule: messenger RNA, 4180 nt
Organism: Aspergillus wentii DTO 134E9
Lineage: Eukaryota; Fungi; Ascomycota; Eurotiomycetes; Eurotiales; Aspergillaceae
Gene: rgsC
Product: putative intermediate filament protein (Mdm1)
Exons: 1
Coding region: 287-3946 (1219 amino acids)
Cellular component (GO): intracellular membrane-bounded organelle
Molecular function (GO): phosphatidylinositol binding
Source: RefSeq, a predicted model, not a curated record
CAUCAUUUUCCUUAUCUGCAGUUAUCUAAGAAGUAUUUUCACUCUGAUUAUAUAUUAGAUCAGUUCCUCUCUAGGACCAUACAUUCUACUCUCCACACCGGAACCUCGGAGCAACCAAAGUUCCCCCUCUCACCGCCGACAAGCACAUGAAAUGCAAUGGAGCAUAACAAGAGCCAUCUUUCCAUUUCUAUCAGAAAAGAAAAUAUAUCCUUCUUUAUGUCUUGUUCCAUGAGAUUUAUCUCAUGAUCGCCAUGGGACGUCGGAUUCGACUUCUUGUUCGGGGAGAAUGGCCCUCAAUCGUCGCGAUUUCGUUCUGGUGGGCAUCGGGGGUUUCAUCGCAUGGGGCUUUGUCGUUAGCUGGCUUCCAGUCCUGCGAUAUCUCGGAUAUGCUCUUGUUCUCGGUGCUUCAAUAUCCUCUGCUUCACUGCUUGCUCUCGUGCUUUUGACGACCCGCGCACUCAAGGAUGCAAAGGGAGCUAGACCCAAGAACCCAUCAGUGGCAUUCAUUGCCCCCGAGAACUGGCUGAAAGAAACACAAAGUAUUCGCAAACAGGCUGUCUAUCACACUGAAUCGCUCUAUCCAAAGUCGUUCGUCGUGUCGGAGGGCAUUGAUGAGCUUCUGAGUUUUGUCACACGGGACUUUGUCGCCUCUUGGUACAAACACAUCAGCCCGAACCCGGUUUUUGUGCACGAGGUGGACCGAGUGAUUCGAACAGCGACCGGGAACCUUCGAGAUAGGCUCGUAGCGGAGGAUAUGGUGUCGUUGCUUGUGUCGCGGAUUUUCCCAAUCCUGACUACGCACCUUAGAGAGUUUGAUAUUGCUGAACGACUAGUUCGUGGGCGUAAUCUUACUCGAAAUGUCACAGAAUUCGAAGAGCUCGAUCUUGCAAUCGCAAAGAAAUACCGCGAAGGGCGUCUCCAUCCAGCAGCUGCGCUGUCAUUUUCUGACCAGAAGCUCUUGGAGCAGGAGUAUCUACGAAAGAUUGCCGUUGGUUUACUCCCACAGCUAUUUCCCGAGAGCAUUCUCAACAGUAGGGUUGUCUCGGUGUUAAUCAGGGAGAUACUGUCCUGUGCUGUACUCUCCCCCCUGGUAUCGGCCCUGGCAGACCCAGAUACCUGGAACCAAUUGGUGGAAGCUUAUGGACGAACUGCCAUCCAAGAUCGUAAAACAGUCCGGAAACUACGAGCGGCUUUGGAUGAACAUGCGUCUCCGGCCCCAAAAUCGAAACGCGGACAGCUUCCUAGGCUUAGUCCAAAUGACUCAGAACGAGCCUUUGAGCGAUUUGUUCGGACAAUCCGCCGCUGCAACAACCUGUCCGAUGCUAGACGGUUCAGAGCGCUCAUUGCUAGCCAGUUAAAGAAGGAAAGCACAGUAGAGGGGCAGGAUUCUGUCUACCUUCAGCGUUUAGAGACGGGGAAGAGAGUCCUGGAUCAAAAGGUAGCCAAGCUCUCGGCGCCGGGUGGCAGUUCGUCAUCCCAUGCAACAGCUGCUGCGUCGCACUUCCGUCGUAACAGUUCCUCUACAUCACAUGAAAUGUCGCUGGUCGAUUUGAUGCACGAUGCUUCUGGUCUCUCGUAUUUUAUGGAGUUUAUGGAUCGUCAGCGUUUGAUGUCUCUCGUGCAAUUCUGGAUUGUGGUCGACGGAUUUCGCAAUCCACUUGAAGAUGAUUUUGGGGAUGAGAGCUCACCAGGUUCGACGACCUGGACUACAACAGAUAGAAAUGACAUGGCAUUGAUCAGCGAGACGUAUCUAUCCAAGCCGGAACUCAAAGUCACAAAUGAUUCUCGCCGAACAGUGAAAGCAUUUUUGAGUGCCGGAAAACGGGCAACUCCAGAGCAGUAUCGCAAGGCUCGGACUGUGAUUUUGACAACACAAUCGUCAACUCUGGAGGAAUUGCAGAACACCUACUACCCCAAAUUCAAAAAGUCAGACUUAUACUACAAAUAUCUUGCAUCUGACGAAGUAUCAAAUUCUGGGUCUCAUGCGGCCUCGGCUAGUCAAUCGAACCCUUUGAUCACUGUCGAAACGUCUGAGAGACGGCCUUUGCCUCCCUUGAUGGGACGCACUAUGUCACAGCCGGGCCCUAAAUCAAAAGAUCUUCGCAGAGCAGCCGUUUCGUCAAGUGAUAUCCGGAGCAUGGGGAAGCUCUUCGAUGAUGAUGAGCCCCCCAGAGGUUCUCUUGACUCGGAGCGUUCUGCUCCUCUGUUUGACGAUGAAUACGAUACCGACCCUCUCGCCAUAUCAACACACAGCGUUGGCAAGGACUCUCAAAAUGGAGACAAUGAGGCAAACCAAAACCAAAUCAUUGAAACGAUGGAGGCUGCCCUGAACGACAUAAUCACGAGUGACCCUAAAAACGGAAAAGCGGAAGAUUUGAAAGCAUAUGACCUUGCGUCAUCUCCAAUAUUUGGAAACGAGCUGCCUCAAAAGCCCCCGCGCAAUUUGGUAGACUCGCCACGGGUGGAUAGUCGGGUAGAUGAGAAGACCAAGCCGAACAUUGCUUCUCUCGGGCUCGUGGGACAUUCCUCUCGACUGGGUGUGUUUGAAGAUGAUCUUUUUCCUGAUCAGCAAAAGUUUAUCGAAGAUGAAUACGAAGAACCCGUGGCAGCAGAAAAGGACCCAGCCGAUGAAGUUCACGAAGCUGCUCCCGGAGAUCUUGGUCUCACCGAGGCCAUUGAGGCACUCACGGCAGAUAUUGAAAAGCUUGGGUCGCAGGACUCUGUGGUGGAAGCUUUAACUCGCAAAGCGGAGCUCACGAACAACACGGCCGAACUGCGAAUCUUGCGCAAGUCUAAGGCUAGUAUCCAGCGUGAGGUUCACCGCAAAGAGAUGCAGCGACAGCAGUACAUUAUCCAAGAAAGUGACAACAGUCUGUAUGGUCGAUCAAUCAUCCAAAUCAAAUCCAUCGUUGUGGGCAAAGAAGAGGACGGUCGAGAAUAUGCCAUGUAUGUGGUAGAGGUGCAGAGAAACGCUGGAGAACAGAUGCCCGCGGCAUCUUGGGCAGUUCCCCGACGGUACAGCGAAUUCCAUGAACUUCAUCAAAAACUGCGUCUGCGAUAUCCAUCCGUGCGACACUUGGAAUUCCCGCGACGACGGAUGGUCAUGAAACUACAGAAGGAGUUCUUGCAAAAGCGGCGCCUGGCGCUAGAAGUGUAUUUGCAAAAGCUGCUACUCCUCCCAGAAGUGUGCCGGAGUCGUGACUUACGGGCCUUUCUCUCUCAACAGGCAAUCACCCCGCGCAGCGAAGCUCCUCAGGAUGGCGAGACAAAAGAUCUAGUGACUCGUAUUUACAACUCGGUGACAGACGGUAUGGAUGACUUUUUGGGAAACUUUGGCGUCCUGGACCAGCUGUCGACGGCUGGGCAGAGUCUAAUUUCUGCCGCAACUAGCCAGCAGUCUAGCAAUACUCCUGAUUCAGAGGACGGCGUGACUGCGGCCGAGACAGAAGCGGAACUGAAUGCAUUCGAAGACCGGGAGCUGGAGCCCUUCGUCAAGCCCAUCUGUGAUCUUUUUCUGGAAGCGUUCGAGUUGACUAAGGGCAACAACUGGCUACGGGGACGGGCUGUGGUCGUUGUUCUUCACCAGCUUCUGGGAGGAACGAUUGAACGCAAAGUGCGCGAGGGCGCCCGGUCUUUGAUCCAAGAUGAGUCGCUACUCCGGUAUAUUGCACUUAUAAAGGAUACCAUGUGGCCCGAUGGGGCCUUGCGCGAGAGAAAAGUGCGUACGGCAUUCGAGAAGCUCAAAAGUCGAACAGAGGCCAGCCUGGUGCUGGCGACAUUGAUCCCGGAUCUGGCGGGCAAUGUUGUCGGACGAGCGAAUGCUCAAGGAGCAGCACGGAGGGUUUUUGCAACCGUGAACAACCAACGGCUCAACACACACUUAGUGUUCACCAUUCUGGAUGAGAUUGUACUGGUACUGUUUGGUGGAGAUAUACGAUCACGAUGAGCCGAGUGCUCUAGUAUCAAUGAUUAAUAUGCUUGUUUUAUUUCAUUUUGAUGUCAGCUGGCGUUUCUAAGCGGUCUUCUUUUCUCUCUUUCUUUACUCUUCUAGCGAUAGAGACAUGGGAUAUAAUGAGCAGUAAUAAUCCAUAGUACUAAUGAUUUGAAGCCCUUCCUACUGCUAAGAGUCCCAUGGAUGAAAAAUGUAAUGAUCGGUCCGUUUGUGCUGAUUCAUGGUCGG